AUGUUUCAAAACUAAAUAAUUCUGCCUUAAAAUCUAGGAUAAUCCAUUUAGUUACUCUUAAAAAUUUCAAUUAAUUCUGAUAGUUUAGUUUAAGAGAAAGCUUUAAGGAGAGUUAUCCUCUUAAUCAUAAUGCUAAAUAAACCUUCAUAGUUAUUUUAAGACCAGAGAGCAGAGUUUUAUUAAGAUAAGUUAAUUUGAG
Molecule: messenger RNA, 199 nt
Organism: Paramecium octaurelia
Lineage: Eukaryota; Ciliophora; Oligohymenophorea; Peniculida; Parameciidae
Source: the annotation of a GenBank genome assembly